Messenger RNA from Glarea lozoyensis ATCC 20868, 1035 nucleotides. RefSeq names its product alpha/beta-Hydrolase. Lineage: Eukaryota; Fungi; Ascomycota; Leotiomycetes; Helotiales; Helotiaceae. The coding region runs from base 1 to 1035 and encodes 344 amino acids. The transcript has 3 exons. The record is from RefSeq and is a predicted model, not a curated record. Gene Ontology annotation, molecular function: hydrolase activity.
AUGCCGCUCAAAUCCGAUGUUGUCAUUGAGGCGGCGAAGUUUGAUCCUGCCAACAAUUCCGAGCAAGCGAACAAGCUUAACCAGUAUUUACUAUCUGUAGGGGACAAAGGACCAGCAUGGUAUGAGGUUGGAGCUCCGAAGUAUCGAGAGAUGAGAUGGAAGGGCGAGAGCGCUUUUCCCGCGCCAACAGUGAUUGCAGCUGGAGUCAACUUCACUAUUCCCUCUCGAGAGCCAGGUCGCAAUAUCCCGUGUCGAGUCCUGUACCCUUCGAAGCGAACGACGGACACCGACCGUAAACAAUGUAGAGGAUCUGUGAUGCAUAUUCAUGGGGGAGGCUGGGUAUUGGGCGACGAGAGAUCCAGCGAUCCGCUGUGCCAAUUCUAUGCUGACACUGGCGACUUGGCCGUGGUCACUGUUGGGUAUAGACACGCACCAGAAGAUCCUUUUCCGAAAGGACCUGAGGAUUGUUUCGAUGCGGGCGAGUACUUGGUGAAAAAUUCCGAGAAGGAUUACGGGGGACCUCUACGAUUUAUAGGUGGAGAGUCUGCUGGUGGUCACCUGUCAUUGCUCGUCGUCUUCCACCUUCUUAAGGCGUUUUCGAAGCUGGAUCUCUGUGGAUUAAUUCUCAACUUCGGCUGCUAUGAUCUUACCGAAACACCAAGCCAUGUCAAUACUGGAAAUACUCCUAUCAUACCUCCGAAAACCUUGGAACAUUUCCGAAACGCUUUUCUUCCAAACAUGAGUCUUCUUGAGAGGAGGUCCCCUUCAGUAUCACCAUACUACGAAAACUUGGCUCCAUUCCGUGGUCGUCUCCCUAGCGCUCUCUUUACCUGUGGAACUGAGGAUCCGCUGUUGGAUGAUAGCGUUAUGAUGGGUACGCGGUGGCUGAUGGCUGGUGGUGAGGCGUAUAUUAAGAUAUAUACCGGAGGGCCACAUGGCUUUGUUGCAUUUGGUGAGGCUUUGAAGGAGGCUCAGAUGGCGAUGGGCGAUAUUGCAACUUAUAUCGAGCAGUGCAUGGAAAAGCUGGAUUCAUAA